GUAGAUGGUCCUGGCUGGUCUUAUCGUCUUCCCCCGAACGUAGCGCACCCUGAUAAUGAAUGAAUGCAAGCUGUUUUUCCUGUCCGGUGCCGCCAUAAUGAGGGGGUGCGUUGUGUUCGGGGGAAGACGGUAGUUCUGUUCCACGUAGGUGUCCCCCCAUGCUCGCUGCCUUUCUCGAUCCUUCGUUAUGAUUGGUCCUUUCUUUUUCUCACGGAUUUGGUCAUCAUCUCGCUUGUCCGCCUUAUGUGUCGUGGAGUCGUCUUGUCGACGAGACGAUUUCGGUGGAGGAACGUGGCAGUGGCCGCGUGGUGUGGGUGCAUACUGUGGGGAGCAGCGAAAGAAAUGCGCGCGCGCGCGCGCGCCGACUGCUGCGCUUGCGGGGGUUGAGAGAAGCUAUGUUCCUCUUCUUCCCCCAAACCAUCUGAGGGCAUCCUCACACUGUAGUGCCAUUGCAAGUCACAAGUGGAGGUACUUGCGGUGACGUGGAUCCGUUCCAGGCUGCAAAAGCGGUCAGAUGCAUCCAGGUGUGAAUAUGGCCUGAAUUGUAAUGAAGUUAUAAGAUAGCAAAAAAAAAAAAAAAAAACCGGCAAUGAAAUUUGUCAGGAAGAUUUUCUUCGUGUCGCGAAGAUUCUCUAGGAAGAGCAGCAGAGCCAUGGGAGGCUCCCUGAGCCGACUGAGAAAGGCUCGCGCGUGUGUGGUUGGGCUGUGUGCGCGCGCGCGCGUGUAUUUGCGCGGGAAAGAGAUGGCGGAUCUGCGAUCUGAUCGUCUGUAGAUAAGAGGAGGAGCAAGGCGGAUGUGUUUUUUUGGCGCGCAAAAAAGCAAGGCAGAUGUGUUUUUUGGCGCGCAAGAAAGCAAGGCAGUCGGAACAGCGGAAUAGUCGGCAGGGAGGUGGAGGUUUUAUUUGGCGGGAAAAAAAAGAGGUCAUUUGUGUGUGGGGGAGGGGGGGGCGGAGGGGGCGGGUGUCAUCCAGCAAAAGUUGGGGGACAAUUGGGGGUUUUUGGCGGGAAUUGUACGGCAUUUGCCGUAAUUAGGCGUCAUUUGGCGGGAAUUGGCAGUUUGUGGUUUAAGCUGGUAUUUGAGAGAGCAAGCGAGACGCUGAAAGAAUGAAAAUGAGAGGAGAAGGAGAGUGAAGGAGGAGAGGGGAGAAGGAGGAGAGAAGGGAGGUGGUGGUGGUAGCAGGGCCGGGAGUGGGAGUGGUCUUAGCGGGCGGCCACUCCCCGAGUGGGGCCAAGGAGAGAGCCUCUGUUGGGAAAGGCAGCGGAAUAGGACCCUCAGGAGGAGCAGGAGGAGCAGGUGAGGCAGGUGGGGAAGAUGGAUUAUCGCCCGGCCGUGCUCCUGUACACUGCACUCAGUCUGGGCGGCUUGGUAUGGAGGGUUCGCGUGGCAGUUCAGGGAGCCGCCGGCGUGCUUGGAAAAGCUCCUUUGUCUCUGGAACCAGGCGACGGAGCCGACGUGCUCAAUGUCCUUCUUCAAUCCCGGCUGACCAUUGCGCUCAUCGUCAAUCUUGCUGCUAAUGCCUUCCUACUGAUCGCCCUGUUCACCAAGGUUGUCUUCUUUGGAAAUUUGACAGCUCAAGAAUUACAUAAAUUGGCUGAACGCCUUGUUCAAUACGUUCUCUUCAAGUUGCUCUUUCUAUCGCUGGUGGAGAUCAGCGAUGUGGAUGGACCACUAUGGCUACUGUGCUUUACUCUUGUGGGCUAUCUCAAGGCGUAUCACCAUUAUGUUGGACGCGGAAUGAAGCAAUGGCGCAAGCAGACGAGGAUUUUCUCAGCCAUCACAAUUGCCCUGGAGACUUGUCAGACUCUUGUCCAUUAUGCUGUUCACCUUGGUGAAGCAUGGCAUCAGCUCCAGGAUGGGAGCAAUAAUGAUUCAGCAGAAAGCCAGACUGGCGCUGGCCCUUCAACGUGGGAGUGGCGUGGGUCUUUCCUUUACCAUACGAAUCUGAUCCUGGAGGUCUCCAAUCUGCUGCUGAUGCUCUGCCAUUUUGUGCAUGUAUGGUAUCUUCAUGGCAUUAAUCCGCAACUAUUGGAUGCAUUGCUGUUCCUUAAUAUCCGGACUUUGUUACUGAAGCUGAGAAGGCGCCUGCAAGGGUAUCUGCACUACCGUGCAGCGACUAGAAGCCUUCAUCAGACAUUUCCAGAUGCAACUCCUGAGCAGUUGCACGAGUUUGAUGACUGCUGUGCAAUCUGCAAGGACCCCAUGUCUGUGGCAAAGAAGCUUCCCUGCAGUCAUUUGUUUCAUCUCUCAUGUCUCCGUUCGUGGCUGGAUCAUGGAGCAGCAGACAAUUAUUCUUGCCCGACAUGUCGCACUCCUUUCGUCUGCUUGGGAAGGGGAAACCGUUCAAGGGCUGCGCCAAUACUUGAGCCUCCAGAUCCUGAUCGUCUUCAAAGGGACAGGGUGGACGACACCGGCCAGGCACAAGAGCACAGGGCAGCGGGAGGUCAAGCACAAGCAGGGCACUCGAGGGAUGAAGCCAACCCAGGGGCAAAUGCAGGUGCAUCUGCAGAAAGUGGAGAGGGGGCUGCAGAUGAGACGGCAGUUGUACGGGGUGGCGCGUUCCUACCAGGCCGUGAUGAAUCAGGUCUUGUGCAGCGUCGUCCACAGCAAGGAGGACCGGGGGAGGAAGGAGAAACUACGUUGCCGUUAGAGUCCAAUAGAAACACGGGUGCUCAGAAUGGUGCAGAAGAAGUGUCUGCUGCGCUCAUCAGCCAGAGGCGUCAGAGUGGUGGAUGGUUUUCACAAAUGACCUCGCCCAGUGGAGUUUUUGAGGCUCGGAAUUGGUGGCCACUUGGCAGAGGUUCUCUGGGUGCUGCAGGCAGUGAUGGACACUUGGAGGUGGGCACACCGCGGAGGCAUACGGACGGAUCGGUGGCUGUCGAGUCGGGGAGCAGCAUGUUGCCACUUUUUGGAGAGAGUAAUAAUGAGCUCCUGCGCAUGGCAGAGACGGUCCAAGAAGUGCUUCCCCAUUUGCCUCCUGCAGUUAUUAUGCAGGAUUUGCGGCGCACAGGGUCUGCUCAUGUGACGUUGAAUCGUUUGUUGGAGGUGGGCUUAUAACAGUCAGUUCUUGCCGCUGCAUCACCUUCUCCCAGGCUUGGCUUGGCUUGGCUUGGCUUGGCUUGGCUUGGCUUGGCUUGGCUUGGCUUGCUAGCAGAGAACUUGUUGCUGGAUAUUGCAUCUUUUUGACUCUGAAGGUACACAAUUAACCAAGUAUUUUUAUGAGAGGAGCAAAGGUCACUGCGGGUGAGUGGAGGGAGGGAGGGAGGGAGGGAGGGAUUGUAAAGCUGCCUGGUUUGGGGUGUUUUGUGGAUGGGGAGGGGACCUAGAGUUGAGUUUGCACUUCCAGGUUGUAAUCCACUACUGCGCUGCAUCCCUUGCGAGAACUGUGCCACUGAACAUCCAGCCGUCGGGUCUGUUCAGCGAACCUGCAAUGGUUCAGGCGUCCAUCCACAAUCGGGCAGAAAUGAGGCUCAGCGAAACAGCUUUGGGCACCGUCGUGGUUUAGACUGAAUUUCAGUGGAGACAGUUGGUGGCAACGCUGGAUGUCACAAAGUGGAUCGAGCGCAUGCGUUUUUCUGUUUUCGUUUUUUUCUUCUUUUUUCUUCUUUUUUCUUCUUUUUCGUUUCUUUUAAGCGGAUGUGGCCAUGGUUCAUUCGAUCGA
This is a messenger RNA of Chara braunii, 3658 nucleotides long. Lineage: Eukaryota; Viridiplantae; Streptophyta; Charophyceae; Charales; Characeae. The record is from the annotation of a GenBank genome assembly.